AUGACGGUUGAUCCACCACCAGAACGUGUUGUGAAAGAUAUCAGCAGUUUUAAAACACUUCUAGAGCCACUAAAGGAGACACUGGUUUUGCUGGAACGUGACAAGAUUAAGAGGAUUUGCAUCCAUGGGACAGUGGGGAUUGGAAAAACAACUAUAAUGUGCAACUUGUAUUACCGUGAACAAGUUGCCAAAAAGUUUGACAUAGUCAUCUGGCUCAAAGUAUCAAAAGUGGAGAGUAAGGAAAAUUUGAGCAAGGAGCAUCUGCAACAGGAUAUUGUGCAAAGACUGAAACUAAACAUCAGAGACACCCGCAAUACCCAAGAAGUUGCCAAAAAAAUAUCAAUGGAGUUGGAGCACAAGAGUUACUUGCUGCUGUUAGAUGACGUCAAGGCCUAUCUUGAUUUAAGUGAGAUUGGGAUUCCUGAAAGCAACAAUCGAAGCAAGAUAGUAUUGACAACUAGGCAGCUGAAUGCUUGUGCCAAAAUGGUGGACAUGGCGAUUCAGGUGAAAUGUUUAACUCGAGCUGAGGCAUGGAAGAUGUUCCAAGAUGUUUUGAGACCGACAGAACUACUUGAAGAUACAAAAAAAAAGAGAGUUGCAGAGAAACUGUGCAAAGAUUGUGGUGGACUUCCACUCGUGAUAAAAAAUGUAGCAAAUACUUGCAAAUGGAAAGCCAAGGAAGACCUUUGGGUUGAUGGAUUGAAUAGUUGGAGGGGUUGGGUCAAAAGAGAAUGCCAAGGCAUUAGGCAAUUAUAUGAAUUGCUGAAGCAAUUUUGUUAUGAUAACUUGGAUGAUGACCAGUGUAAGAAUUGUUUUCUUUAUUUUGCAUUAUAUCCGGAAGACACAGACAUCAACAAAAAUGGUUUGUUAGAGUGUUGGGAAGCUAACAAUCUCCUUUUCAACGGAAAUAACACAACAAAUGGGAAUUCAAUAUUGGAUUAUUUUCAUGAGCUGUCAGUACUCGAGGAGGGCAAGAGUAUGGAUCAUGUUAAAAUGGAUAAAUUCAUCCGACAAGUGGCUGUGUAUGUAACAGAAGAUUAUCCUGAAAGUAGACAUCUAGUGAAAGCGAGCAAAGCAUUAAAACUGCCGCCGGAUAUGAAAUUGUGGAGUGAGAUGAAUAGAAUCUCCUUGGGUGACAAUAAGUUGGACCAGUUACCAGAUUCCCCUCACUCUUCCUGCAGAAAAAUUUGUGUCUGGAGAGAAUCCCUGAUUUGUUCUUUAAAAAUAUGA
This is a messenger RNA of Camellia sinensis, 1230 nucleotides long. NCBI's taxonomy places the organism in Eukaryota, Viridiplantae, Streptophyta, Magnoliopsida, Ericales, Theaceae. The record is from RefSeq and is a predicted model, not a curated record.